Raphanus sativus (radish) is the source of this 1476-nucleotide messenger RNA. Its product is annotated as putative F-box/kelch-repeat protein At3g22730. The coding region runs from base 114 to 1460 and encodes 448 amino acids. The record is from RefSeq and is a predicted model, not a curated record. The transcript has a single exon. NCBI's taxonomy places the organism in Eukaryota, Viridiplantae, Streptophyta, Magnoliopsida, Brassicales, Brassicaceae. Gene Ontology annotation, molecular function: protein binding.
UUGUGUUGUUCUCGGCUUCCUUGGGAGAUACAAAUCCCUUCAUCAACUUUAGACCAAAAAACCCCUUCAUCUUCCCUUGGGAUAGAGUCCACACGGAGAGAGAAACAAAGACGAUGUCUUAUCUUCCGGCAGAUUUGGUAGAAGAAAUACUUUCUAGGGUUCCGGCAAAAUCUCUGCUACGAUUGAGAUCUACAUGCAAAGGAUGGAACACUUUAUUCAAAGACCAAAGGUUCAUCGAGAAGCACCUUCGUAACGUUCCAAAGCAGCUUCGCGCUCUCAUAUUGGAGGGAUGUAGGCUUUAUCCCACGAGCGUAGAUCUGAACUCUGUCCCUCCGUCUAUCGAAUUUAGCGAUUCACUUAGCCUAAAUGAGUCUGAUGAUUCAGAAGAGGUCUAUAUAGACACAGUUUUUCACUGCGAUGGUUUGUUGUUAUGCACCACCGUGGAGGAUGAACUGGUUGUUUGGAAUCCUUGUUUAAGGGAAACUAGGUGGAUCAAACAAACCUAUGGUACCAGGUGUUUUUAUAACAAAAUGUUUAGAGGGAGAAAGACUACGUUUGCUUUAGGAUACGAAAAGAAUCAAUUUUGCCGAAGCUACAAAAUCUUGAUGUUUUGGGGAUGUGACAAAACAAAAGGCGACCUAGUUGAUGGACAUGAAAUCUAUGAUUUUAACAAUCUACAUGACGACGAAGUUGAUGGAUUUGAGAUCUACGACUUGAACUCUAAUUCGUGGAGAGUUGUUAAGGCUCCCAACUGCUUCGUAAUGAAUUCUCAUGGCGUGAGUUUGAAGGGAAAUACUUAUUGGGUAACUUCUGAUGAUGGUAUAGACGAUGACUACUUGCUCAGUUUUGAUUUUACAAAAGAGAGAUUUAUACGUUUGUGUUUUCCUCUCCCAUCUCUUGACUGUAUGUAUAAGGCUCUAUCAGUUGUUAGAGAGGAACUCUCGGUGUUACGUUGUAUAAAAGGUUCAUCAACGAUGGAGAUGUGGGUGACCAAUAAAAUGGACACUAGUUGUGAAGCGGAUUUGUCAUGGAGCAAAUCCUUUGCUGUGGAUUAUGGUUUGGAUGUUUACACGUGUCUUUUAAUCGACGAGCGUAAGAAAGUGGCUUUGUGUGAUUCAUAUUUUGGGAAAGGCUGGAGCAGGGUGUGUACUGUUGGUGAAGCGGAUGAAUAUUACACAGAAAUCCCUUUUAAAGAAAUGUAUUUAGAACGUAUUCAUAUUUUCAAUUAUGUUCCAAGUUUGGUUCACAUUCAGCAAGAUAUCGAAUCAGAUGUUUUUGAUAAAAGUCAUCGUAGAAGAUGGGAUGAUCUUAGCAGAGAAGAUGAUAGUGACAUGGACUCCGGGUUAGAAGAGACUGAUGGCAUGGACUCCGGGUUAGAAGAAUGGUACUGGUGGGAGAUAGAGGGUGCUGAUAUUAGCAUCAGUCGUAGAAGCCGAGGUCGUGUGUGGAAGACGAGGUGAGUUACCCUUGUGAGUU